Lotus japonicus is the source of this 1529-nucleotide messenger RNA. RefSeq names its product peptide chain release factor 1, mitochondrial. Gene Ontology annotation, molecular function: translation release factor activity, codon specific. The transcript has 11 exons. The record is from RefSeq and is a predicted model, not a curated record. Gene Ontology annotation, biological process: translational termination. Bases 56 to 1306 code for a protein of 416 amino acids. Lineage: Eukaryota; Viridiplantae; Streptophyta; Magnoliopsida; Fabales; Fabaceae.
ACUUCGCGAAAACGCGAGAACACUGAAAACGCAGAGGAAAAGCUUCAACGAUGAGAUGAGAAAUCAUGGUAGGUUCAUCAUGUGCCGCUACCUUUCACGGUGGCGGAAGCAAUUCGAAUCAAACUCCGAUCUCCCACUCCCUAAUUUCCGCCACCGUCCUCCGUUUCCCCGUCGUUCUUACUCCGCCGCAGAAGUGCAACCUCAACUGUCUCCUGACCUGUUGAACAUUAUGGAACAAAGACUCUCUGCAAUUGAGCACAGGAGUGCUUGUCUUAGCAAUCUUCUGAAUCAGCCAGAAGCUACACCUUCAGAGUAUGCACGAGCUAAUAAGGAGCUGAGGAAGCUGAGUGGCUCUGUUGAACUUAUCAAUGAAUUAAGGGCAAAACAGAAGGAAAUUGAUGGCUUGAAGACACUAAUGGCUGAAAGUUCUGAAGACAAAGACAUGCUUAGUAUGGCAACAGAGGAGUUUGGCCAAGCCAAAGAGGAAGAAAGAAGAUUACAAAAUAUGCUGCUGAAGUCAUUACUUCCUAAAGAUGAUGCUGAUGAAAGGGAUUCCAUUUUGGAGGUGCGAGCAGGCUCUGGUGGGGAGGAGGCUUCCUUGUUUGCAAUGGAUAUCUUCAAAAUGUAUGAGAAGUAUGCUCACAAGAAUGGAUGGAAGUUUGAAGUUGUAGAUAUAGCUCAAUCUGAUAUGAAAGGAUACAAGGAAGCUAGUGCAGCAAUUGCAGGAGCUGGUGUUUUUGGGAAACUAAAAUUUGAAAGUGGAAUUCAUAGAGUACAGCGAGUUCCUGUGACAGAAAAGUUGGGACGUGUUCAUACCAGUGCUGUUUCUGUAGCAAUCCUCCCUCAGGCUGAUGAGGUCGAUGUUCAAUUGAAAAAUGAAGACUUAAAAGUCGAUACCUAUAGAUCUGGUGGUUCAGGUGGUCAGCAUGCAAAUACAACCAACAGUGCUGUUAGAAUAACUCACAUUCCAACAGGGAUUAUAGUUGCUAUACAAGAUGAGCGUUCUCAGCAUAUGAACAAGGCCAAAGCUCUCAAGAUACUGUGUGCGAAGCUAUAUGAAAUGGAAAGGUUGAGACUUCACAGUAAUCGAUCAAAGCUUCGAUCGGAGCAGAUUGGUAGUGGGGACAGAUCUGAACGCAUCCGAACAUACAAUUUUCCUCAAGGCCGUGUAACUGAUCAUAGAGUUGGUAUCACCUAUCACUCAAUAGACGAUGUAAUGCAAGGAGAGAAUCUUGAUGUCUUCAUUGAUGCUCUUCUAUUGCGAGAAGAAAUGGACGCAGUUGCAAGUUUUACUUCUUCUCAGUAAAGGCAAUGGAUUCAAUUUUUGCUGAUCAUUAAUCUAGUGUCUUGUUUUUGUAAUUAACUAGCCGAAAAGAAAAAAUUCCAUAUUUUGCUUAGGGUGGUAGACAGUAAGCAUAGCACCAAAUGAUGUUGCCUUAUCAUUCAUGAUUGUGACUUGUGAGGAUUUGUUUUCUCUCAAAUAAUAGACUUUAUCUGUACUCAGAUAAAUAAACAUGGAGUUGUUGUUU